This is a messenger RNA of Dacryopinax primogenitus, 2004 nucleotides long. RefSeq names its product DEAD-domain-containing protein. The record is from RefSeq and is a predicted model, not a curated record. Gene Ontology annotation, molecular function: nucleic acid binding; RNA helicase activity; ATP binding. Gene Ontology annotation, cellular component: nucleolus. Bases 1 to 2004 code for a protein of 667 amino acids. The transcript has 8 exons. Lineage: Eukaryota; Fungi; Basidiomycota; Dacrymycetes; Dacrymycetales; Dacrymycetaceae.
AUGUCUGCAGCGUUGGAGGCAGCACCCUCCUUCGCAGGGAAAUGGUCAAAUAUACAACCAUCCCUCACCCCAUGGAUCACGGAUGUCGUCAGUUCAAUGGGUUUUACUCAGAUGACACCCGUACAGGCCAGCACUAUCCCACUCUUCAUGAAACACAAGGACGUCGUAGUGGAGGCCGUUACCGGGUCAGGGAAGACACUCGCUUUCGUCAUCCCAAUCAUUGAGAAGCUCAUUCGACGGGAAAUCCGGCUGAGGAAGAAUGAGGUUGGUGCACUGGUCAUAUCACCCACAAGAGAGCUCGCAGCGCAGAUUCACUCCGUGUUCUCGCUGUUCCUCGCCUCUCAACCCAGCUCGGCCGAGGCAGACGAGGAUUCCACGGAACCUGCCCCUCUAAAGUACCCUCCUCCACUUCUCCUUGUGUCAGGAUCGGACUCCACCCCACAUCAGGACGUUUCACGGCUUCUCGAAACUGGGGCCGACAUUGUCGUGGGAACCCCUGGCCGAGUAGAGGAGUUUCUUUUGGGAAAGGGACAAAAUAGUGUGUCGACGAAAGAGCUGGACAUCCUCGUGCUGGAUGAGGCCGAUAGGUUACUUGAUCUCGGCUUCUCAGUAACUCUGACUCGCAUCUUGAAUCACCUCCCGAAGCAGCGCAGAACAGGCCUUUUCAGUGCAACAAUGACCGAUGCUUUGUCCGAGCUUGUCCGAGUAGGUCUGAGAAACCCUGUUCGAGUUGUUGUCAAGGUCGAAAAUAAGAAGCGAGGCUUAAAGCGACGUCGCGAAGACGAAGCUCCUGAUAAGUCUGAAACGGAGAAGCGCACCCCGGCAACACUGCGGAACCUUUAUAUCCGUUGCCUUCCGUCAGAAAAGACUGUUCAAUUCGGCCGUGUCCUCGAGAAGAGGCGCUCAGAGGGCGCUGCUCGUUUCAUCGCGUACUUCUCGACAUGUGCUUGCGUAGAGUAUUUCUACCAAGUGUUCAAACAACUUCCCACCUUGUCAAACUUUUCCAUCUCAUCGCUGCAUGGUCAUCUUCCACCUGCAAAGCGCACAGCUACCCUCGCCCAAUUUGUGGUACACCCUUCCACAUCGGAAAAUCCCGCCCUCCUCCUUUGUACUGACGUUGCUGCACGCGGUCUUGACCUGCCCGACGUGGAUGUUGUCGUGCAAUAUGACCCCCCUCAAGAUCCCAAGCAGUUUAGUCAUCGGUGCGGCCGAACUGCUCGAGCUGGGAAGCAGGGAACUGCUGUCGUAUUACUGUGUGAGGGUCAUGAAGAGGACUAUGUUGAUUUUCUUAGUAUCCGGCAAAUACCGCUAGUCGAGGAACUGUACAUCACGAGAGCUUUAUCCAACGGUCUCAUCCACCCCGACCCAGCCGCAGCUCAGCUUCUUGCUGAGAUACGGCACUUGGCCAUGGAGGAUCGUGCCCUUCACGACAAGGCAAUGAAGGCUUUCGUUUCGUUCGUACAAGCAUAUUCCAAGCACGAAGCCAGCUACAUAUUUCAAAUCAAGGAUCUUCCUUUAGCUGAGGUUGCGGCUGCUUUUGGUCUACUGAGACUGCCAAGAAUGCCUGAACUGGCAAAGUCUCCGUCUCCCAACGUUGGUGUCUGGGUCGAGGCGGUUCUGGACUGGGACAAAUAUGCUUAUGUGGACCCCCUGCGGGAAAAGCAGAGACAAGCGGGCCUGGAACAAGGCAAGACGGAAGCAGCCACUGCGGAGAGAGAGCUGAGGAAGCAGGCGAAGGUUGCGCAGAAGGCCAAGAAUGGGGCAUGGUCGGACAAGACAAAACACCGAGCGCUGCGCGAACUGCGGCGCGACAAGAAGAAACGAAAGAAGGAGUGGGAGAAGAAGACGGCCACUACGCCAGCAUCUGCUUUGACUGGCAAUGAUGACGACAGCGAUGACGGGGAGGAUUGGAAAGAACUCCAGAAGGAACAGAGACUGGCGAAGAAGGUCAGGAAAGGGCGGGUGUCACAGGCAGAAUUCAACACAGAGUUCACACAGUUAUAA